This is a messenger RNA of Cololabis saira (Pacific saury), 5114 nucleotides long. RefSeq names its product small nuclear RNA activating complex, polypeptide 4 (gene snapc4). The transcript is spliced from 21 exons. Lineage: Eukaryota; Metazoa; Chordata; Actinopteri; Beloniformes; Belonidae. The coding region runs from base 271 to 4728 and encodes 1485 amino acids. The record is from RefSeq and is a predicted model, not a curated record.
GAAGAAGACUGGCACCGCCCUCUUUGUGAUCAGCAGCAUGAGCUCCGGUUUGUUUUUGGUGUUUAAGUCGUGAGUCACGAAUCGACAGAGACACUGGAGACUUAAAGCUAAUUUUAUAAGUUCCAGAACUUUACAAGAAGAAGUAAGUCCGACUGAAGAAACGUCUUGGAUCGUGUUGGUGUGCCGCAAAGCCUGCUGGGUAAUUUACGUCGGCUCUACGUUGAGCGAGAGAAGGGACGUUCACUUGUAAAUGAUCCACAACACACAGACAUGUCCCUGUCCCUGUCAGCAGAGAGAGACCGGAUCCAGAGAGAGGUGGAGGAGCUGGAACAGAGUCUCUCUGUAACUCAGACUGAACUAGACCUGCUGAGCAGCGACUCAGAUGAUGAUGAUGACUCGGACUGUGAAGACGUGGAGAUCGAGGUGGGACAGUCUGCAGCAGGUCUGCUGGCUCAGAAGGAGAAGAUCCAGAAGGAGAUCCAGAACCUGGAGGGCAUCCUGGGACCUGACAGACCCAUCUCUGUAUCAGAUGAUGACAAUGACAGCAGAUCCAGUGAUGAGAGUGACCUGGGACUGUCGUCUUCAGUGGAGUCGUGUCUCCAGCUGAACCUGGUCUACCAGCAAGUGGUUGAAGAUACGUUAGAUCAGCUAGAGACGCUGCUGGGACAGAACCAGAAACAACAGAAGGAGAUCCUGACUCAGAUGUCUGGACCAGUCAAAGAGUCCUCCAGGGAUCAGCCCCCCCGCUCAUCCUACCAGCUACCAGCUAAGAUGUUCCUGGGACGCUUCCUCAAACCGUACUUCAAAGACAAGCUGACGGGACUGGGUCCUCCAGCCAAUGAGGAAGCCAGGCAGAGAGCUCAGAGGAUGGCGGGGUGUCUGGAUGACAAGAAGCUGAAGCCAAAACGAUGGGAGAGCUGGCAGAAGACUCUGCUCAUCCACUCGGUGGCCAGAGACAGUCUGAAGAGACUGGUCCAGCCCAAACUCUCCAGGGUGAACUACCUGAGCCAGAAGAUGUCGUCGGCGGGGCCAGCAGAGCGGCAGCAGCUGGGGGAGAGCAUGGAGGCUCUGGAGGUGGAGAUGGAGCUGCUCAGGGAGAAGAAGGAGGAGGAGCUGAUUGGUGAUCGAUAUGAAGAACACGACUGGCAGAAAAUAUCAAAUAUAGACUUUGAAGGGACGAAGGACGCGGGAGACAUCCGUCUGUUCUGGCAGAACUUCCUCCACCCGUCGGUGAACAAGUCGUCCUGGAGUAAAGAGGAGGUGCAGCGGCUGAAGGAGGUGAGCGGGAGGCACCAGGACGCCGACUGGGACCAGAUCGCAGAGGAACUGGGGACGGGGAGGACAGGCUUCAUGUGUCUGCAGAUGUUCCAGAGGUUCGUCUCCAGCUCUCUCAAACGGGGCAGCUGGACUCCAGAUGAAGACGCUCUGCUCAAGGAGCUGGUGCACAAGAUGAGGAUCGGAAACUUCAUCCCCUACACGCAAAUGACUUACUUCAUGGAGGGUCGGGAACCGAGUCAGCUCAUCUACAGAUGGAACCAGGUUUUGGACCCGGCCCUGAAGAAAGGUCCGUGGAGCAAAGAGGAAGACCAGCUGCUGCGCCAGGCCGUGGCCCAGCACGGAGAGAAGUGGUGGAAGGUCCGAGUGGAGGUUCCUGGACGCACCGACGGUGGCUGCAGGGACAGGUAUCUGGACUGUCUGAAGGGGGACGUUAUCAAAGGGCCAUUUGAUAAGCAGGAGUGCAAGCUGCUGCUGAUGCUGGUGAAGAAACAUGGAGUUGGUCGCUGGGCAAAGAUCGCUGCAGAGAUCCCCCACCGUGUCGAUGCUCAGUGUUACAGGGCGUGGAAGAAACUGAGUAAAACUGUGGAUGUAAGUAAAGUGUGUGUGGGAGGAGGAGGAGGAGAAGGGGGAAAUGGGGGGAAGAAGGCGGCACCAAGCACCAAAGCCAAGAAGAGAAUCAGGAAAGGGUCGGCUCAAGUAAAAGAGGAGAAGCUCACUGAGGAUGAGGACGAGGACGAGGACGAGGAUGAGAACGAGGAUGAGAAAGAGGUGGUGGAGUACAUGGACAGCGGUGACGAAAAGAAGGGAAAGCAAAAAGAGGUGAAGGAUGAAGAGGAGGAGGAGGAGGAGGAUUUGGUUCUCCUGCCCAUGCAGCACUGGGCUCCAGCGGAGAAACCUCGGCCCGAUCCCAACCUGCACUUUCACCCAGCGACGCUGCCGCCAUCCUCCGGCCCCGGCGACGGGAACCUGGUGCGCUCCACCGUCCUGGCCAAGGCCGGCCGCUCCGUGGUCCUGGGCCCCCGGCCCACGGUGCUGCGCUGGGAGGAGCGCCACAGCAGCCGCGCCAUGAUGAUGCUGUCCUGCGACCAGCUCCGGGCCCACUGGAGCCGCCUGGGGCUGAAGCUCAGCAGGUACCGCGGGCCGGAGGAGACGCCCUCCGCCGGCAGGCACAUCGCCUCCAAGAGAGCCACGGAGUUCAAGCUGCGGGCCGCCGUCAUGCCCUGGGUGGGCAACCUGCUGAUCGCGUCCAGGGCCAGGCGGACGGUGGCCGACGUCCAGAGGGAGAGGGGAGAGCGGGCCGCCGUCUCCUCCACCGCCGUCUUCCUGCUGCUCCUGCAGGCCAUGAACGUGGACAGCUACGGCUGCAAGCAGACCAUCAAGCAGCGGCAGAGCAGGGCGGCCCCGGCUCCGGCCGCUCCGGCCAGCAGGAACAGGAAGCCGGCGACCGUGGCCAGCCUGCUGCAGCAGGCCCGGAUGAAGAGGCAGCAGGAGGAGGAGCAGCAGAGGCUGAUGCUGCAGCGGCUGGAGGAGCUGCAGGAGGAGACGCCUCCUCCUCCUCCUCCUCCCCCACUAGGGCCUGUUUUCCUGCAGGUUCCUCCUCAGGGGGCACCUGGCCUUCCUCAUCCUCCCAUCCAUUCAGUUUACUCCAUGAACACGGCCCUUCCUGCUCCCGUCACAGUUCCUCUGAUUGUUGCUACGUUCCCCAGGGGUGUCACUCUGGCCUGUAGCCCACAGGUGCCACCGCAAGCCCCACCCCCUUCCCAUCACCCCCCUCUGUCCGUGGGCAGCAGCCGUCUGAGUGGAGGUGUGGGAGGGAGCCAGGACGCUCACGGGGCAGCAGCUCUGGAGGAGUCUCAGAUGUCCACAUCUUUAAGCUCCAAUUGGGCCGUCUCCUCAGCUGAAAGUCUGAGCGUAGCUCUGCCCCCCUGCACAGUCAUCAGUAAACCUCCCACCUCGCCGUUUAGAGACCACAGCUACCCCUGUUUGAGUCCUCACUCUGGAACAGGCUCCCCCAAACAGCCCGGGCCGUCCCCUAAGACGGCUCCCAAACGCCAGUCAAGAGGGAGGAAAAGACAAAGAGAGACGGAGCCGCAGGACCCGGCUGGGCCGGGUGUGACUGAGCAGGACCCGGCUGGGCCGGGUGUGGCUGAGCAGGGCGUGCACGGGUCAGACGCGGGUCCGGGUGUGGCUGAGCCGGGGAAGAGGCUCCGCAGGCCCAGCCUGAAGGCCAAAGCUCUGAAGGAAGCCCAGCAGGUCCAGCGGAGAGGCACACAGUCACAGGCUGCAGCGAGGAGGGGCUCCUCCUCCUCCUCUCCUCGGAGGAAACGCCCCCACAGGUCUCCCUCACAAGACCUAGGUGUUGCUCAGGCUCUGCCCCUGAACCCCGGCCCCGCCCUGCCUCUAGACAUGAACCAGGCUGUGUGGGUCGUGACCCCCGCCGGACUGGUGGCACUGGCCCAGCCGGUGCCGCCAGGCCUGGCAUUCAUACCAGGCACCACUCACACGCCUGCACAAGAAACCAGUCCAGAUCUUCCUCUGGCCCCGCCCCCUGCACCAGCAGCCCCCCUGAAACCAGUCACUGCUCCCUCUCCCCGACCGCCCCCCAAAGUGGUCCGAGUGAGCCCGUCCAAGGCCCCGGCCCUCUGUCGGGAGGGGCUUCAGUUUGACCCCUCCCUGAUGUUCCUGGAGCCCCCGGAGCAGGUGCAGGGUUGGCUGAGCGGGACCGGAGGGGUGGAGGUUCCGGGAGGGCGGGUGCCGCUGCCCUACAUGCCGCCCUUCAUGGGCAGUCUGAGCACGCUCAGUGCGCUGCUGACGUCCAUGAAGGCCACCAGGCAGACUUCGCUGCAGCUGCUGGAUCCGCCACGGGGCCGGACCAGGCCCGAGCCACCGACCAGGACCGCUGAGGCUCAGCAUCCAGCUCCCCUGCCAGACUCCACCUCUGACCGGCCAGGGGACCCGUCUGACCCGUCUGACCCGCCCACCGCCCGGCAGCAGCAGCAGCAGCAGCAGCAGCAGCAGCAGCAGCAGCAGCAGGAGGAGGAGGAGCAGGUGAGGGCGGUGCGUCAGCUCGUUGCAGAGCGCUUCUCUACGAACCCUGCCUACCAACUGCUGAAGACCCGCUUCCUGUCGUGCUUCACUGUCCCCGCCCUCCUGGCCAGCUUACAUCCAAUCAGGAAGGACAGGCUUCCCCGUCAGACCGAGGAGGACGAUGACUACGAAGAGGACGAGGACGACGAGGAAGACGAGGAGAUGAAAAUAUUCAGAGAGAUGGGAAGAAGUAAAAGAGCCGAGAGAUCUUUGCUGCUGUUAGAUGGCUCCGGAGCUCCGGCCGAUCACUUUCAGGGGAUCAGGGAUCAGGAACAUCUGCCAGCCCCCCACGGAUCAGACCAUGACAGAAGAGGGCAGGCUGGACCAGCGGGAACCGCAACACACGUAGAGCAAACAGAAUAACUAAGAUCCACAGAGACCUGACCAGGAAUGACUAAACCCAAACAUUUGAGAGCAGAACCGACCAUAUAAACAGGAUCACGCCGGAAUAAAUUGCUCAUCCAGCAUCCAAUGAGCACUGGUGCUCAUGAUGAGGUCACCUGUCUGAAGAAGGUGGUGUUAGGCAAUUUCAGAUUCUGGACCUCAGGUUCUAGAUCUGCCUCUUCGGGUUCUGGACCUCAGGUUCUGGGUCUGUUGGUUUUCAGAAGCUCAGAGGGUUAAAGCUUUAGUUUCAGAUUUUGAUGUUAGCAGCUGGGUUCUGCUGGUUUGUUCGUUUUGUGUUUUAGGUGUCUUAGAUGGUGGUGUGUUCAGGAGCGUAGGUUUUAAAGGUACCAAGUUUCUCUGACACA